CAUAAGUUUGUGUCGAUGGCUCAAGAGUCACCGUCAGAAAAAUCUAUCAGCCUUAGUUUGACUGCUCGAUAUGCACCCUCAUGGAAGACUUGGGAAGGAAUCCGUGAAGUUGUCCAAAACUGGCACGAUGGGGUGUAUUUCUCGCUGGAGAAACUGAGAGCCGUAUCGAGUUCAAGAUUGGCCUUUCACCAUACGAAAGAAAAAGAUUCACUCUCGUAUAAAGCAAUUUUAACAGCUGAAAAUUGCCUAAAAUUAGAAAGGAAAGCAGCAGAAGACAGAGACUCAGAUGAUCAAGAAGUGAGUGGCAGGAAUCAAACGCGAAAACCUGGUCAUCAAACCUUCGAUUCUUCCGUAAGAGGCGAUGACAGGGAAGGCUCUAUCGACAUUGAACUGGGACGAAUAGAUUAUAAUCCAACCAGACAAAAACUAACCUUGAUAAACCAUGACACAGAGCUUAUGAGGAAAGUGUUGCUUCUUGGGUUCUCAAAGAAAGCUUCAAACAAAGAAGUGAUUGGACAGUUUGGAGAAGGACUGAAAGUUGGUGCACUGGCUUUGGUGAGAGAAGGAAGAGUGGUUACCAUGAAGACUGGUAAAGAGCGGUGGAGAUUUGGAUUAUCUCACGAUGAGACGUUUGACGAAGAAGUUCUGACAGUAUUUGUUGAUGGCAGGUGGAAGGAAAGUAACGAUGAUGAUGAUGACGACAAUGACGACCAACAUGACAAGUAUAAUGACAAUUACGAGACAAACCUUGAACAGAUGAACACAUCUGUGACUGUCUUUCCUCUCUGUCGUGAGGACUGGGAAGUUUACCUAAAGCGGUUCCUCUUUCUUAGCCCACCUAAAGACUCUGUAAAGUCUGUGGCAGGAACUUUGCUUUUAGGUGAUCAUUACAAAGGUCAACUUUAUGUCAAAGGUGUCUGGGUGUCGGACCUUUCUAAGGAUGGAUUAGCAUCAGGAGUUGACUUUGUUCACCUCAGGAUUGAUAGGGAUAGAAGAGCUGUCAUUCAUCUCAGUGACAUUGAGCAUCAGAUAAGCAGCAUGUGGAUACAGGCAAUACAAGAAAGACCAGAUCUGAUUCCAUACUAUUAUAGCCUCUUGGAGGAGAACAAAACUUGUGAUGUGCGUCAUGCAGACUUUUACCUUAGUGAGACAUCUUCCUCGCUUCUAGCACAACACUUCUUUGCUGUUCAUGGAUCUAUGGCAUAUCCUGUACCAAACACAGUUUCAUCAGAUUUACUGACAGAAAUAAAAAGGGAAAUUAGUAAAAAACUGGUGAUGUGCAAUGAGGUCUUGAUUCAAGUGUUAUACAAGUCUGGUGUAGUGGAACCCCUGGAGACCAUUAUGUCAAAGGCUUCGACAAAGAAAUCAGCUAUUGUUCCUUUUGCAGAAUUGACUCCAGAAGAAAUUGAUGUUCUGCAGCAUGUUGAAAAGCUUAUGAAGUUGUGCAAGCCAGAAUUCUGCAUGGCUACUAUAGAUAUUUUAGAAUCUUCAGGAACUGCAAUUGUUGUAAAUUCAAAGGAUCUUGGUCAUUAUGACAUUCCACGCACUUUGUUGAGUGGCAAGAUAGAUCACCAUUGUGAAACACAUCAAAGGAAGUGUUUUUGCAGAGAAGCUUUGAUUGUGUUUAACAUCUUGUCUCUGCAAUCAGACAAGCUGUUACAAGGUAAGUUCAUUUAA
Molecule: messenger RNA, 1677 nt
Organism: Pocillopora verrucosa
Lineage: Eukaryota; Metazoa; Cnidaria; Anthozoa; Scleractinia; Pocilloporidae
Source: RefSeq, a predicted model, not a curated record